This is a messenger RNA of Mytilus trossulus (common blue mussel), 657 nucleotides long. RefSeq names its product small ribosomal subunit protein eS26-like. Gene Ontology annotation, biological process: translation. Gene Ontology annotation, cellular component: ribosome; cytosolic small ribosomal subunit. Gene Ontology annotation, molecular function: structural constituent of ribosome; mRNA binding. Bases 191 to 637 code for a protein of 148 amino acids. NCBI's taxonomy places the organism in Eukaryota, Metazoa, Mollusca, Bivalvia, Mytilida, Mytilidae. The transcript has 4 exons. The record is from RefSeq and is a predicted model, not a curated record.
GUGCCAAAUAACUUAUACUUAUAUUUCAUUGAAUGUACAAAAUAUUGAACAAUCUUUAAUUUAUAUUUUGAUGUUAUUAAGUUUUGAUUUAUUUUAUCUAUAUAUUACUAUAUACCGUGUUGAUUUGUCUAAUAUCAGGUAAGUCUUCCGGUGAUAUCCUUGUGCAAGUCUUUUCCAUGUGGUAGUCGACAUGACUUCCAAGCGUCGUAAUAAUGGACGCAGCAAAAAAGGGCGCGGGCACACGAAGCAUGUAAGAUGUACUAACUGUGCCCGCUGUGUUCCCAAAGACAAGGCCAUCAAGAAGUUUGUCAUAAGAAAUAUUGUGGAGGCAGCAGCUGUCAGAGAUAUCUCUGAUGCCAGUGUAUAUGAUGUUUAUGCAUUGCCCAAGCUAUAUGCUAAGCUACUGUACUGUGUAUCCUGUGCAAUCCAUUCAAAAGUAGUGAGAAACAGAUCACGAGAGGCACGUAAAGACAGAUCACCCCCACUGAGAUUCAGACCAAGAAUGGACGGAGGUCCACCCAGAGGACAAGGUGCUGGAGCUGGCGCAGGUACCGGAGGAGGUGGUGGCCAAGGCGGCGGUGGUCAAGGUGGUGGUGGUGGCGGCGGCGGAGGAGGCGGUCCCCCACAAAGAUCAUAAUUAAUAAAUGUCUUACAGUA